AUGAAGGCGCACAAGCUGGUCGCGGAAGCCGCGGCGGCCGUCGCGCGGAGUGCGGCUGAGGGGAAAGGGCGCGGAAGCGGUUCCGAUAAGGGCGCUAGUGAAGGGGGGACGGUGGCGGAAGCGGAAGCUGCGGCGGCGGAGUGGUUUCAGGCGCAGAUGGUGGCGAAUUGCGGAAGAAGCAUGUCGUCUGUGGAGCGCGAACGAGUGAUCCCAGCAUCAUCCAUUGCAAUCUUCAACAUCCACCCAGACUCCUCGUUGCAACAGCAGCCCGCCCCCAGCACCGCCACCCAGCUGCCCGGAGCACAACCGGGCGGCAGGGGACAGGGCGGCGGGCGAGCGGGCGGCAGAGGGGCGGGCGGCAGGGGAGCAGGGAGGGGCGGUAAGGGCGGCAGCGAGUCUGCCGCCGCCCAUGUGGGGCCGACCCUUGCCGACCACCUGAAGCGCACUCUGGGCGCCACGUGGCGGGCGUGCAAGGGCGUGGGGCGAGGGUGCCGCACGGCCAAGCUGUUUGCCAAACACUUGAAAGUGGAGGAGCAGAUUGAGAUGCUGAAAGGGCCCCUUUUCGCCAAGCACGUCGAGGUGGAGGAGCAGGUGGAGGAGCAGGUGGAGGAGCAGGUGGAGGAGCAGGUGGAGGAGCAGGUGGAGGAGCAGGUGGAGGAGCAGGUGGAGGAGCAGGUGGAGGAGCAGGUGGAGGAGCAGGUGGAGUUGCUCAAGGGGCCCGUUCUUAUCGUUGCUGGUACUCCUAAUAGUUGA
Molecule: messenger RNA, 753 nt
Organism: Closterium sp. Yama58-4
Lineage: Eukaryota; Viridiplantae; Streptophyta; Zygnematophyceae; Desmidiales; Closteriaceae
Source: the annotation of a GenBank genome assembly